GUCAGAGCGUAGCGCCCGAGGACAAAAAAAGCGGGAGGAAGCAAAAACUAACAACAGUGUUGUUUUAAGAUUCGUCACAAAUUGUCGUUCGCCUAUAGUGACAUGACAUCCCCCUAAUGCCCUAGGCGUCCCCCGCGGGUCUCUUCUUUAUUUUCGACUUUGGCGAAUUUAUGCGUGGAAGGCCGACAAAAAUGGAGCGUGUGCCUUUAAGGCCUGUCCUCUCCGUGACUGACGCCCAGCGUUAGCCCAGACGCACUCUCACAGUCCGAACCGAACCUAACGCAAAAGAAAGAACUUCUCAGCGCGUCCUGCCUGGUGUUCCAGUUGCCUGCCGGCGAGCCGCCAGGAUGAGGCCCGCUCAGCUGAUCCGUCCUGCCGCCACAGUUGCGCUCCUCUUCUUCGUCUCAGCACUGUCCGUGUCCUCUGGCUGCAACAAAGCUCUGUGUGCCAGCGACGUCAGCAAGUGCCUCAUCCAGGAGCUGUGCCAGUGUCGCCCCACUGAUGGCAACUGCUCGUGCUGCAAGGAGUGCAUGCUGUGCUUGGGUAACCUGUGGGAGGAGUGCUGCGAUUGCGUAGGUAUGUGCAACCCCAAGAACUACAGCGACUCGCCGGCCACUUCUAAGAGCACGGUGGAGGAACUGCACCGGCCCAUCCCAUCGCUCUUCCGUGCCCUCACAGAGGGUGACGCACCUGUCAACAUGAUGGUGGUCUCCUUUCCUGUGUCUGAGGAGCUUUCCCACCACGAGAACCUGGUCUCCUUCCUGGAGUCGCUGGACGGCCCGCACCAGAAUGUGUCAGUGCCCGCCAACAGCAUUCACGCCACCUACGACGCGCAAGAGAACAUGUGCACGGUGGUGUACUUCGACGACUGCGUGUCCAUCCGCCAGUGCAAACUAUACUGCGAAUCGAUGGGUGGCUCCAAAUACCGCUGGUUUCACAACGCUUGCUGCCAAUGCAUUGGGCCCGAGUGCGUUGACUAUGGCAGCAAAGCCGUCAAGUGCAUCAACUGUCUCUUCUAGGAAAAAUUGGGCACAAAACCACCUUUCAUGCGGCCAUUUCUACAUCUUUCCAGUGUCACUCUUCUGUUUUAAUGGCACCAACACCCGAAACUAUUAGGAUGAAGUCAACCCCGUAAUUACCCGCCUACUGCUGUCACAGCUGUAAUGGAAGGUUGGUUGGCGAUGUUGUGAAAAGGGAUUCCGCAAAACUCUUCCCUCGUCCUAGAUGUUUCUGUCUGACAACUUUUUUUUUUUUUUUUUACUCUAUUGAUUGUAAACUUGGUGGCUGUGUGAAAGCCCACACAGCCGCAUCAGUGUCUGGCCAUUGCCGGGUUCUGUGUUAAUGGCAGAGGUGGAUAUUUGGAUGCUAUAUCUGUUACGGCUCUGAUACAGGAAUUUUGCACAAUCUCAACGUAAAAGGCAAAGUCUGAUCCGUUACUGCUUUUUCUGUUACUGCGCUGAUACAGAUAUUUUGCAAAUUGUCUGUGUAAAAAGGUAAAACCAGAUAUUUUGUUACAGUGCUGUUGUAAGUAUUUGGCAGCAUCUGCGCAAAAGGUACAGCCAAGAAAAUGUUGGUUCUUUCUGUUAUGACACUGAUAUUUUGCAGGCUUUCUGUAGAAAAGGAAAAAUAUAAUGAUAGGUGACGGCUAGUUCGUAUGCAGGUAUUAGGAGCAUCUCUGUCUAAAAGCCAAAUAAAAGCUGGAUCUUUCAUUAAAAUGUUGAAGUCAUUUGACAGAAUCUGCGUGAAAAAAAGAGUCAAGUGUGGCAUAAUGUCCACUUGUGCACAUUCGUAAUCAUUAUUUUUAGAUAUAUUUUGUGAUGAAAAAAUAACAUUAAAUGAAUAAACAAAAAUACAUG
Corythoichthys intestinalis (scribbled pipefish) is the source of this 1856-nucleotide messenger RNA. RefSeq names its product twisted gastrulation BMP signaling modulator 1a (gene twsg1a). The coding region runs from base 348 to 1019 and encodes 223 amino acids. Gene Ontology annotation, biological process: regulation of BMP signaling pathway. The transcript is spliced from 5 exons. The record is from RefSeq and is a predicted model, not a curated record. NCBI's taxonomy places the organism in Eukaryota, Metazoa, Chordata, Actinopteri, Syngnathiformes, Syngnathidae.